AAUAGCAGGCGACCGCAAUGAACGCUAUCUUUGCGCAUGCUAUUCUAAAACUGCCUCACAUCAUCUCCUGCCUACGAGAGUGAUCACCGACGUCUAUGACAUGUGCGUCGGAAAAAACAAGCGCCCUUUUUCGCUUUGCGUCUCACGCACCGGGGUGUAAAACAAUAAGGAUUGAAGCCGUGGCUGUCGUGCGCAGUGCCAAUGCUACGAAGUUACGGGCACCCGCCGACGUAGCACCGAUGACUUUGCAAAAACAGGUUACGCGUGCUGCGUCAUUGACCAAUGCCAGCUCCUGGAUACCGACAUGGAGCCAGAGAAAAACCAGACUCAUGUUCUCGCGAUGUGGACGGCAACAAAAAACGGAUGCGACAAUACUGCAUUCCAAAUACUCCUGCUUUCGCCACUGCCACGAGCGCAGACAUUUCAAGCAGCACGGGCUGUGUUCAGGACUACGGGACCUCUACUUGAGACUCCACCUCCGGCAAGCCAUGCCUUUUUCCAGCGUUGAGAGGGUUAUCGCAAAAACGAGAAGGGGCUACCUUAUUCACUGGAAAGGUUGUUCCAUGUGGGAGUGUUCGUUUGAACCAAGACGUAACCUAAACAGGGACUGCCUGCGGAGUUUCGAAGAGUCUUGGCCACCUGACAGCAGACGCUUACAGCAUGCAGCUGAUAUACUUUUUUACGAAGUGCAGAAGAAACUUCAACGCAGAAGGCAUUCCAGCGGGGUAGUGGUACUCCCAUUCGAUUUAGACAUAUUUCGUUGGGCCUUCAAUGACUCCGGGACAAAGAUUGAAGGUGGCUGGCUUUUAUGUGAAGAAGAAGACUUCAGCAAGCUUCCUCUUCCUCACGGUUGGCACAUCUCGACAAACAAGCUCGGAGAACACAUCCGCAUUUCGUUUCCAGUGCGGGUGAAAGCGACCUUGCGGAUGAUGAAGACGUCGGGCAAGGAAGGACUGAGUUUUCCUCUUGAGCGGCUGCGAAUUUUUAUGGCGACCGAGGGUGGAGGCACAUCAUAAAAGAACGCGAAUAAAUAUAUUACCUAAAAUGUGUGGUCAGGCAAUAAAAGCAUGAUUGUUUUACG
Molecule: messenger RNA, 1081 nt
Organism: Rhipicephalus sanguineus (brown dog tick)
Lineage: Eukaryota; Metazoa; Arthropoda; Arachnida; Ixodida; Ixodidae
Exons: 2
Coding region: 96-1016 (306 amino acids)
Source: RefSeq, a predicted model, not a curated record